Messenger RNA from Bufo bufo (common toad), 2991 nucleotides. RefSeq names its product refilin A (gene RFLNA). Gene Ontology annotation, biological process: negative regulation of chondrocyte development; negative regulation of bone mineralization involved in bone maturation; actin filament bundle organization. Gene Ontology annotation, molecular function: filamin binding. Bases 280 to 942 code for a protein of 220 amino acids. The record is from RefSeq and is a predicted model, not a curated record. Lineage: Eukaryota; Metazoa; Chordata; Amphibia; Anura; Bufonidae. Gene Ontology annotation, cellular component: actin filament bundle. The transcript has 4 exons.
AGUUCUCCCUGUGAUACGUCCCAUGCAUUUAUGUCCGUACCUGCUAUGGAGAUAGACCAGAAGGUCUGUACAAGACUUAUCUAAGGGAGGCCUGGUCAUUUGCUGGAGGGGAGCAGCCAAAAGCAGCAGAAACUCUGGAAGGGUCUGAUCUGAGGGUGGUCUGCAUGUGCACAGUGGGAAGAUCCCAGAAUUGCAUCUGAUCUGCCAAGCAAGUGUGUGGAAGAAAUAAACAGAAAUUGGAUCAGGUUGUCCUGGGAGUUGGCCUAGGCUCUGCCAGACAUGGUAGGACAUCUGAAUUUACAAGGGAUGGAAGACAGUUUGAAGGACAAGAAUCGGGAAGGGUUAUUGGAUAGUCCCGAUUCUGGCCUCCCACCGAGCCCCAGUCCUCCUUUCUAUUCUAUCUCUCCUGGCAUUACUGACAGCAGAGCUGAGGGCAGCAUUACACCAACACAAUACCAAGGAUAUGCCUACAAGAAGGAAAGCAAAGAGGGAAAAGUGAUUCCAUAUCUUCUCCUUAACAACUCCCCUCCGGAGUCAAGGCCAAGAAUGCACCCGGUUGUGUUUGGGGAAAGCAUAGAAGUAAAUCCAGAGCCAGUCCAGGAAAUCAGGUGCAAUUCAGAAAUAAAAUAUGAUUCAGAGAAGCACUUUCGAGAUCAUGUGUUUUAUGCCCCAAUUCCAACUGUCACCUCUUUCAGUGAAACAAUUAUCUCCACCCCAAACUGCACGUGGAGAAAUUAUAAAUCUCAGCUACUUUUUGAGCCACGCAACAAGCCUCUGAGGUUUCAGAGCACAACCAUCAUCUAUCCAAAACAUGCCAAGAACAUUUACAGAACAACGCUCAACUACAACUGCGGGGGGCCAAAAAAAUGGUUUGCCUCCAGUGUACAUCUGGAACUGUGUGAGGAAACAAGCCCUUGUAUUAUAUACACUGAUGAUUUGUAAUCCAGAAACAGGUUUAUCACCAUCUCUUUAAAGAGCCUACAUCGUAACAUUGCGAACAUCGAAGAGAGGCUCUACAGUCUGCAUUGGAAAUUCUUAGAACUUUUCUGACUAUGAGUAAAACCGAAGACUUAGACGCUGGAACUGGGUUAACCAGUAUGAAUCUUAUUGAUAAUUUCUUGUAUUUUUUCCGUUUUUUCAUGUUUUUAGGUCAUAUGUGAAAUCAUAAAGAAUUUGACUCUAAUCAGAAGAAUUUGUUGAAAGGGUGGAUUGAGAUUUAUUGUUAAGUCUUGAAUGGAUUCCGAAGUUCCUUUGACUUUCAUGCAGUGUGUGAUCAUCUAACAAUCCCUGCAAUGACCCGGGGUGAAACUAGGGAAAUAAUCCCUCAACAGAAAAAGUGCUCAAAGUUCUAUAAACUUUUUUGGGGAUACAAUGUGUACAAGAGAAGCAGGUCGGGUGGUCAGCUCUUAUACAGAGGGAUCUGUGCAAUGGGUGGCUUGGCAAUUUAUCAGCUACCGAAACUAUUAAGAAGUUGGAAACAUUUUAAAACUUUUGCAAGUUAGUUAGAGAUUAGAAAGGUUGAUUUUGGGAAGGAAUGGCAUGACAUUUUCAAGGAUAAUUUCCUCUACCACUAGUUGAGGAACCAGUACAUUUUACCUAAUAAUACUCUAGAUAAUAUGUUGAUGGAGAACUGUGUUUGAGACAAUAACUUAACACAUUCAUUUAAAGGGGAAUAUAUCAGUGGCCUGAACACUGACCCAGGGCAAAUAUACCGUAAAUUGACUCUUUGAUUAAGUAGUCGAAAAGAUGUACUUUCCUAAUAAAACAUGUAAAUUGCCACCGUUUAUCACCAUGUAAUUUUUAGAUGCAAUAUUCUAUGCAAAUUAAUUUCUUAAUCUAUCUGUAUAGAAGUGGGAACUCACACUAGGGGAAGAUAUAGACCACAGAUAAUUAAUAAUAAAAUGGUUAUAGAGGGACAUUGGAGCUCUUUAUGAAACUGCUUUUAAUAUAUUUUAAGAAAUUAAUCAUCACAAAAUUGUGGUCCUAUGUAGAUAAUAAGGGGAUUUAAGGGCAGAUAUUCACUUAAGGAAGAGUCUUAUUUGUUGGUUUGUUUGGCUUCAUUUGUUCUGUUUUACAUUCCAGUGUGAAAGAGUCCUAUAGUUUUGUACAUGUGAGGAUUUGUAUGUACAUUGGGUAUUUAUUUGUUCCUCAGAUUGGACAUGAGCUCUCAAAUAGCUUGAUGAUUUCUGAUCUACAGCUAUUAAAAACUGUUGGAAUUCUACAUAACAUAUUUUUGAGGUGUAUUCUCCUAUUGUCUAUAAUUGUGGAUAAUUGCUGUCUGUGUUCUCAAAGUUUGUAUUGUGGAAUGGUUAUUCAUGACAUGUACAGUAUGUUAAUAAGUACCACCAGGCAAUUCCAAGAAGUGGACAAUACAUGACUGGUGUACAGAAGAUGGUACUUUUCAGAAUGACUUUUGAAUUGUAAAUGGAUGAAAUGACCUUUUAAAGUAAAAUGUAACAGUAACAUCAUUGAGUGUUAAUGAAUAAUAAACUUUUUUGUUUUUACAUACACAAAUCAAAAAAAAUAUAUUUUUUUAAAUGACCAUUUUAUAAUAGGGAACACAAUAGGGAAGAUUUAUGAAUAUUGGUGCAUUCGUGUACCAGUCUCUGCCCCUGUGAAGCGUGCUCAAUGUUGGUGAACCUGACAUAGACUUAAAAGGACUUAACACUUUGAUCAAAGGGACAUUUGAUGCAUCAUUAAAGCCCCGGCCACUUUUUACCUGACUUAUUUGUAUGUGUGGCACAGGGGAUUCAUAAAUUAGAUGUUCGGCCAAAAUGUGUGAUUUUUUUCAAUACAUUUGUGCUAAAAAUACAUUUUUAAACCUUGCCCUUCUGUAUGUUUUUAAAAUUUAACCAGUUGAAAACACAAUGAUGUACAUACAAUUAUUACGUUUCUGCAACAUGGCUUCUAUCAGUGUGUUACUAAUUUAUAUGUUUGCAAAGUGAAUUUCCAAUGAUAUGUAUAACCACCAAUAUAUUUAUUGCAUAUUCA